AUGACCAUGUAUGUGUAUUUCCAGAUGGACCCAACGGACAUGACCAAGGAGGUAACGCACGAGAUGGCUGUGUGCACUUAUGUGCGUCGGGAGACGUGUAUCCGGCUAUGGGGUGAAUCCCGUAGUGGAUCCUGGGUGGAUCCGUUGGCGAGCACGUCCUGUUUCAGGUUCUGUGCCGAAGUACUGGUGGACCGGCUUGCAGUGCUGUGGUACUUCUUCAUACCCCUGAAGCGUACCUGUUACCUUCCUUUCAUGCAUUUCCAUGACCUAAUUAUCAUAGUGAUGAUAGGCGUCUCCUACCGAUUCCCAUCGGACACGACGUCACUCGCGCGAUUCGUGAACAUGUCUCCAUUGGGCGCGCUGGUAGCCAACCGUGUCCAUGACGCCCUCUCAACCGACGCAAUAGUUGCGGUGAUCACAUACAAAUGGGACAUGUACGCUGGCAAGAUAUACAGGAGGCAGGCCAUGUAUUAUUGCUUCUUCAUGGCAUUGUACAUCACCACCACGACGAUCGGUUUGGAAUGGUACCCAAGCGUAGGCCGGCUGGCAGAUAUGUACGGCAGGAGAGGUGUAUGGAAUAUGCUGGCGUCGAAGAAUCCUGCUCUGCUGGUGAAGUUCUUGGAUGCCGUUGGUAUUGAGCGGCUUACCCAAGUAGCUAUGCAGAGGCGGGAUGAAAACCUUGAGCUGAUGCCGGAUAAAAAACUCGUGGUGUUCGGAUCGCAGGUAUGGACUUCAGGCUUCAACGCUUAUUGGAACUGGGUGGAGCUGUUCUCAAGUGUCAUGGUGGUGUUGGUGCUGCUGCUGCAACUCCUGGGUGUCGAGGAAGCCCGCUGGGUGAUGUCCGCAUGCACCAUGCUCCUGGGGAUCCGCAUGCUCCAGGUGGCAUCAGGUCUGGAGGGACCGGGCAUCUAUGUGCAGAUCAUUAUCCGCAUCAUCAAAGACCUGGGCCCCUUCCUGCUCAUUGUGGCGAUUACGCUGGCCACGUACUCCUUCGCAUUCCGGCAGUUCAUCGUAUACUACGAGCAGCAGGUAACUCCUCAGGGUUACGCAGAUGAUGCGGCCGGCGGCAUCGAAAGGGACGUGGGUGGCAAGGCGAAGUAUGUAUGGUACCUCCACGCAAUGAUCAUCAGCUUCUCGUUCUUCGUAUCCAUCAUCCUGCUGAACCUGCUCAUUGCGACCAUGUCCACUUCAUAUCAGGAAGUGCAGACACAUGCCAAGCAGGAGUGGAUGCAGCUCAAGGCAAAGCUGAUACUGGAUAUCGAAUAUGUCGUGCCCGAAUCUUUCUUCAAGAACCGCAACUUGUCCGCGCCCAAAUGGUUGUACGUGUUCAAGAAAAAGGACGGCAACACGCGUCAGGAGCAGCAGCACACGCCUCUGGACGCCGUCCGCUGCCUCCCUACCCGAAUGCAUCUCGGUCACUAG
This is a messenger RNA of Volvox carteri f. nagariensis, 1422 nucleotides long. RefSeq lists its product as uncharacterized. The coding region runs from base 1 to 1422 and encodes 473 amino acids. The transcript is spliced from 14 exons. The record is from RefSeq and is a predicted model, not a curated record. Gene Ontology annotation, molecular function: monoatomic ion channel activity. Lineage: Eukaryota; Viridiplantae; Chlorophyta; Chlorophyceae; Chlamydomonadales; Volvocaceae. Gene Ontology annotation, cellular component: membrane. Gene Ontology annotation, biological process: calcium ion import across plasma membrane.